CGGUGAUGGUUUUGACUCCACAGGUAGCAAGGCGUAGCGGAAGCACACUCUGUAGGAAUCCUCCUAAUUGUGUACAAGAAUUGUUUGCUCAAACUGCAUCUGCUUGAUUCAACUUUGAUGGUCAGGACUAUUGAAGUGGGAGUGUUUGUAUCUAGGAAUACAGUUGAUAAAAGUUCAUUCAGAUAUUACGUGGCAUUUUUCUAACAUGGCAUCUAAAUGCAAUUCUAAAGAGAUCAUUGCUGGUAUUGAGGCUGUGGCACUCGAAUGCCCUUUAUGUAUGGAACGUUAUACAGACCCGAAGUCACUCCCAUGCAUCCAUUCAUUUUGUCUUCUGUGUCUUGAGAAAUCGACUAAAGAAUGCAAUGGAAUACUUAGCUGUCCGACCUGUCGUGAAGUCUGCAAAAUUCCAGGUGGUCUGAAAAAACUGCCAAACAACACAUUUAUUAUUGGAUUGUUAGAAUACGUGAAUACAUUGGAACAGAAAUCGGCACCCACCUGUGCUUGUGAGAACGAAGCAUGUUACUUUUGUCGAGACUGUGAUGAAUUGUACUGCAGAGAGUGCAAGGAUGCUCACAGAAAAAUAAAAAUCACUAGAAACCAUACAAUGAUGACGUUGGAAGAGUACAAAUCCAUUGAUCCAGCUGAAAAAUUUUCAUCAAAGCGCAUAUUUUGCCUUAAACAUACAAUGGAAUUAAAGCUCUUCUGUGGCACGUGUAAGAAACUUGUUUGUGGUGAAUGUAUACUGGUUGAUCAUCCUACCAGCAAGGGUCAUAACAUCAUUGAUACCAAAGAUGCGUUCCAAACCUUUUCAGCUCGUGCUUCCCAACUUGUUAAAACAUCGGGUGAAAAAUUACAGAAACUUCAUGCUUUGAAUGAUGACCUUAAAAACAUAAAGUCUGUUUUGAAUUCAAAUUUCUCAAAAUGUAAAACAGAUAUCACAAGACAAGCGGAUGAGCUACACCGACUGAUUGAUCGCCAUAAGGAAGACCAACUGCACAAAAUUGAAGAAUCUCAUAAACAAAAGCUAAAGUCACUUGACACUGAAAUCAGUGACAUGUUAUUGGCCAUCUGUAAAUUAUCCAGUAUGUGUGGAGUCAUGCACAACUUGUUAAAUUGUCCCAAUCAAGUAAUGGCACUGAUGUCAAGUUCUGAAGCUGCAGGAAGACUGCAAAAACUGGUGAAGAGUGACGACAGAACUGAACCUAAAGAUGUAGGUGUCUUGGAGUAUAAACCAGAUAGUAGAUUUUCCCAGUUACUGGAAAUCAGUGUUGUGAAGCAGCUACGUAGACCAGAUACUCAAAUUUCACCUAAGGAAUCGAAAAUUUUAGUAGAUAUACAAUUCAUGUUUUCUAAUUCUAAGAGAUUUGCUCAUAUAAAAACUAGAAAUGCAUUGGGUCAAUGUGUGUAUAUCAUAGAUGCAAAAGUAAAGUGUUUAGCAAUAAACAGAGUGGAACGUGCUCAACAUAAUAGAAAUAUUAUAGUAAAUAAUGACAGGAAUAAAAUUGAAACGAUCAAUGUUACCGACAAACAAAAUGGUGUUUAUGAGAUUCCUACAGACAUAGGGGAUUGUACAUUGUUAUGUCUUAUUAUUGACAGAUCUAAAACAUAUUUUAGUACUUUAGAUUAUAAUCAAAGUGGAAGUAUGUUUACACGCGAGAAUCACUUUAAAAAAUUUUAGUCAGGAGUAUGAACUGCAAUUUAAUAUGUCUAAAUUCGUAAUCUUACUGGCAUCACAAAAAAAUCCAUAGGGCGUGAAUGCUAAAUAAUUUGGAUAUGUGUACUUGUAUAGAAACAUUUUAAAUAUUUGAAUUGUAACAAGUUGUCACUGUUUGUUGGGGUACCUCUAUCAUUCAUUUGAUUAAUUGUUUCAUUAAUUGACUGUUGCAGUGUUAUUAUUUUUAGUAUUAUCUUUGAGGUAAUAUGUACUCUUAGUGAUGUUUUUUUUUAUUUAACUGAUUGAUUGCUAACUUUUUUAUUAUUAUUCUAUAGGAAAUUUUUAUAUGAAAAAUAAUAAAUAUUAAUUAAGUUGAUAUUUUUAUUUCAUUUUCAUUUUAUUUGAAUCGCAAAUGGCAGUAAGAUAAGCAUGAAUUUCCUGUUAUUUACAAUAUACCUUAAAAUUUUUUAUAAAAAUUAAAAGUUAAAAAAAAUGUUUAGUUAAAAAUUAACUUUUACAAGUUUAAAGGUAUACAAAAUUUACAUAAAAACACUACUUAUUCUACUACUAUUAAGAGACAAAAUAUAAAACUAAGACAAUUACAAGAACAUUAAAAAGAGCAUUAUAACAUUAAAAUUGGACCACAGGAAUGUUUUGCUGUUAUUAAAAUCAAACUAAAUUAUUAUAGUUAAUAAUACAGUAACAACCACAUUGAUUAUAACCCAAUUUGAAAUUUAAAUCAAUCAGGAAAAUGAAGGUUGUUUAAAGGCCUAGCCACACUACCAUAAUUUAAUGUAAUAAAUACUCGUAAUGCUACCAAACUUUUAUUAUACAGUUAAACAUUCAGUUAUUACAGUAUAUACGUAUUUCAUAGCGGCAUCAACAAUUUUUGUUCAGUCUUUAUUAUGUUAUUUUAGUAAGCAAUUAUAUUCACGUUUUGAGUACAUUGUAGAAAAUAGAAGCCGAAGGAGCCAUUAUUUCCUAAAAAAAUUUUGAAGGAAAUAAAGUAAAUACUCAUGUAUUAUAAGACAAGGCUUAAAAUAUCAAAGUAGGAUAAAAAAAAAAAAGUUGGGGGGGGGGGUCGUCUUAUACGCACGACAUAAAAAUUGUAUAUUUUAAAAAUAUUUUCAUCUUAUGUGCAGAUCAUUCGACUUUUCUACUGCAAUGAAACUAUUAUAAAUGUUAGCAUGAAGGAAUGCAAUUUUAUAAUACGGGGAAAUGAUUUUGAUGAACAUUUUAAAAACUCAUAAAAUGGUAUUAUUUGGCCUUGAAUUCUCCGUUUUUAGCCAGCAAUAUUCAGUAUCCGGACCACAAAAAGCAGAAAAAGUAGGGGAAAAAAGUGCAGCGUACUGUAGUACUAUUAAAGAGAUUGCCUCGCUGUACAAUACCAGUGGCGAAUUCAGAAAAUCAGAAUACAGUUGGGCCCAGAAGUCAGUUUUACAGAUGGGUGGUUGGAGCUGAAGUACACUAAACUUUAUAACUACAGUAGUAUGCCACUUCUAGAUGGCCAGAAACAGCAUUCCACAUUUAAAUGUUAUUUUCUUUUUCCCCAC
Molecule: messenger RNA, 3207 nt
Organism: Anneissia japonica
Lineage: Eukaryota; Metazoa; Echinodermata; Crinoidea; Comatulida; Comatulidae
Product: E3 ubiquitin-protein ligase TRIM33-like
Exons: 3
Coding region: 206-1678 (490 amino acids)
Biological process (GO): positive regulation of DNA-templated transcription
Cellular component (GO): nucleoplasm; chromatin
Molecular function (GO): ubiquitin-protein transferase activity; zinc ion binding
Source: RefSeq, a predicted model, not a curated record